GAUCAUCACCGUACCCUCAAACCAACACCACCAUCCCUUUCUUCAAUCCCACCUGGUAAAAAAGAAGCGAUACAUCUUUCUAACUCUCUCUAGAAUCAAAAAAAAUCCUUCGAAAUGGCAGGCAAAGGCAAAGGAAAGGACCAGGCCUAUCACCCAGCCCCAGCCAGCGGCUCCACUCGAAGCAAAGAAGAAGCCACGAAAAAAAGCUCCAGACAAAACUUGGAUAGAUUCAUUCCAAGCCGACCAGACAUUGAUAAUGCGCGUUACAAGCUGACUGACGACAAAGAGAAUUCAGCCGAGAGCUCUGCACCCGGGAAGGCAUACCGGCAGCAACUGGCAGGAGCCCUCAACAUAGAUCUGAAGUCUCGGAUACUGGCUUUCAAGAAACCUCCCACCCGGCCAGCUGGGGCCAUAGCAAACCCAAACGACUACUACUCGGCAACUCAGCAGUCAAAACCUACAAAACCCGGUCGACACAUUCCCCAGACUUCUGAGAGAACGUUGGAUGCUCCUGGCUUGGUAGAUGAUUACUACCUGAACUUACUAGAUUGGGGUAGCAGCAAUUUUGUUGCUAUUGCUCUUGGAAACACCGUGCAUCUGUGGAAUGCUGCUAAUGGAGCCACAUCUCAACUCAGCACUGCUAACGACGCAAAUGGCCCUGUGACCAGUGUCAAGUGGGCUCCAGAUGGACGACGCAUUGCCAUCGGCUUCGACAAUUCUGAUGUCCAGCUUUGGGAUGCUGCAGCUAAUCGACGGCUAGAAAGCUUGAGAGGUGGCCACCAAUCACGAGUCGGAUCUCUUGACUGGAAGAACAAUGAUAGUUUGACAACUGGAGGAAUGGAUGGUAAGAUCAUCAACAACGAUCUAAGAGUGAGCCCACAUACCGCCGUAACCUACACAGGGCACCAUGAAGAAGUCUGUGGGUUAAAAUGGUCGGCUUCGGGGCAACAUUUAGCAAGUGGGGGAAACGAUAACCUCCUCCACAUAUGGGACGACAGAUCCACGGCUUCUUCUCGUCCCCGAACACAGUGGCUUCACAGGAUUGAAGACCACACUGCGGCUGUUAAAGCCCUUGCUUGGUGUCCAUCCCAGGGACACUUACUGGCCUCUGGUGGAGGCAGCCGUGACAAGUGCAUCAAGUUUUGGGACAUCCGCACAGGGGCUCGAAAGAACACAAUUGACACCGGCUCGCAGGUCUGUGCUCUGCUGUGGAACAAGAAUGGGAGUGAGCUUCUUAGCUCUCAUGGUCCUACACAGAAUCAGCUUACACUUUGGAAGUACCCGUCAAUGGUGAAAGUAACUGAGCUCACUGGCCAUGAAUCCAGAGUUCUUUCCAUGGCUCAGAGCCCGGAUGGAUGUACAGUAGCAUCUGCUGCAGGGGAUGAACUGAGAUUUUGGAAUGUUUUUGGGACUCCUGGAGUGGCCAAACCUGCACCAGAGCCAGACUUCGACGAGCCCCGCAUCCGCUAAGUGGAACUGAUGUAGAACAAAAUCUCUACUGAUUUUGUGGAAAGAUUUGGUAGGGUCAAAUCAAAGAAGAAGUAUUACAAAUAUAUUCCAGUUAUGGAAACAAUUGAAUUUUAGAAUUUUCUUUUUAAUUUUACCACUUGUUUUGACAUUUUUUAUUAGGGAAUAAUAUUAGUAGAAGAACUUUUUUAGUGCUCCCUGUUUAGCACAAUUCUAGAUUCAUAUUUUCUAUUUUUCUAGAGUUUUUUUUUUAUUUUUUAUUUUGUGUUUUGCUUGGUCCCUACUCUAAGUUUAUUCUUUGUAUAAGUUAUCUUAUUAACUAAAGCCUGCUAGGCUACUAACUAAGCGUGCUGCGCUACUACUAGUAUAAAUAAGGGUUCAACUCUCCUUGUAAUCCAUUUAAUUAAUCAAUAAAAAUUCACAGUACUUUCUA
Molecule: messenger RNA, 1900 nt
Organism: Rhododendron vialii
Lineage: Eukaryota; Viridiplantae; Streptophyta; Magnoliopsida; Ericales; Ericaceae
Product: cell division cycle 20.2, cofactor of APC complex-like
Exons: 5
Coding region: 115-1470 (451 amino acids)
Biological process (GO): positive regulation of ubiquitin protein ligase activity; positive regulation of anaphase-promoting complex-dependent catabolic process; anaphase-promoting complex-dependent catabolic process
Cellular component (GO): anaphase-promoting complex
Molecular function (GO): protein binding; ubiquitin ligase activator activity; anaphase-promoting complex binding
Source: RefSeq, a predicted model, not a curated record